Messenger RNA from Penicillium atrosanguineum, 1461 nucleotides. RefSeq names its product kynureninase (gene bna5-1). The coding region runs from base 1 to 1461 and encodes 486 amino acids. Gene Ontology annotation, molecular function: kynureninase activity; pyridoxal phosphate binding. NCBI's taxonomy places the organism in Eukaryota, Fungi, Ascomycota, Eurotiomycetes, Eurotiales, Aspergillaceae. Gene Ontology annotation, biological process: NAD+ biosynthetic process. The transcript is spliced from 4 exons. The record is from RefSeq and is a predicted model, not a curated record. Gene Ontology annotation, cellular component: cytoplasm.
AUGGGCUCACGACAGCACGUCCGGGAUAUCAAAGCCGGCCCCCCGCUUCCAUAUCAGGAUGAUAUCAGAGCUCACACAAGAGAGUAUGCUGAAGCUCUCGACGCCCAAGAUCCGCUGCGUCAGUUUCAGGAUGAGUUUAUUGUUCCUUCAAAGAAUGACCUAAAGAGAAGGGUCCUGGCAGAAGACAAGGAACAUGAUGAAACGUCCGACUCGAGAUGUAUCUAUUUAUGUGGUAACUCACUGGGUGUGCAACCAAAAAGCACCCGGCGAUAUAUUGAACAGUAUCUACGAACAUGGGCCACAAAAGGCGUCACCGGGCAUUUUGUCCCGCAUGACGACCAAUUGCUUCCUCCCUUUGUCGAUGUCGACACCGCCGGCUCCAAGCUGAUGGCGCCAGUUGUGGGUGCACUUGAGAGCGAAGUGGCUGUUAUGGGGACCUUGACUGCGAAUCUACAUUUCCUGAUGGCAAGUUUCUACCGUCCAACCAAGGAGAAGUAUAAGAUUAUCUUGGAGGGCAAGGCCUUUCCCAGUGACCAUUAUGCAAUCGAGUCUCAAAUUCGACACCACAACUUGGAUCCAAAGGAUGCCAUGGUCUUGAUUGAACCCGAGAACCAGGAUCACCCCGUUCUCAGCACAGAACAAAUCAUCAAAACAAUCGAUGACAACGCCUCCAGUACUGCACUGGUUCUGCUCUCUGGAAUCCAAUUCUACACAGGACAGUAUUUUGACAUCGAACGCAUCACAGCACAUGCGCACUCAAAGGGAAUUCUAAUCGGAUGGGAUUGUGCUCAUGCUGCCGGAAACGUGGACCUACGCCUGCAUGAUUGGAACGUCGAUUUUGCAGCAUGGUGCAGCUACAAGUAUUUGAACAGUGGCCCUGGCGGUAUGGCAGCACUAUUUGUCCACGAACGCCAUGGCCGUGUGGAUGAGAAGCAGCCUGACAGCGACGAGACAUUCCGUCCACGCUUUUCGGGCUGGUGGGGUGGUGAUAUCAAGACUCGAUUCAACAUGGUGAACAAGUUCACACCUCAACCCGGUGCUGCUGGUUUCCAGCUCUCUAACCCCUCCGUUCUUGAUAUGAACGCCGUUGUCGCCUCACUGGAGAUAUUCAACCGUGCUACCAUGCAGGAAAUUCGCAAGAAGUCACUCAAUAUCACGGGUUAUCUUGAGCAUCUGUUGCUCAAGUAUCCUCUGGACGCCUCACCAAAGGACAAGCCCUUCAGCCUGAUUACGCCUUCCAAUCCAGCCGAGCGUGGUGCCCAGCUUAGUCUGCGGCUUCAACCGGGGCUUCUUGACCACAUUUUGCAUCACUUGGAGGAGCAUGCGGUGGUCAUUGAUGAGAGAAAGCCAGACGUUAUUCGUGUGGCCCCUGCCCCGCUCUACAAUACCUACACAGAGGUAUGGGAAUUUUGUCAAAUAUUCUUGGAGGGUUGUCGUGGGGCAGUCAAUGCACGUGGAUGA